Messenger RNA from Ilex paraguariensis (yerba mate), 1617 nucleotides. NCBI's taxonomy places the organism in Eukaryota, Viridiplantae, Streptophyta, Magnoliopsida, Aquifoliales, Aquifoliaceae. The record is from the annotation of a GenBank genome assembly.
GAGAAAGAAAGUAGAAACGACUUUCAGUGCCCACCAACGCCAUAACAAACCCUUUUCCGGCGACGUUCAACUCCAAAUUAACUUCCCCAAAAACGUCGAAACCUUCUUGUACCUUUCAAAUCCACAAAGAUUCCAUGAAAUUCAAACGAUUUCUAUCAAUUCCCAUUUUCUCAGUGUUCCUCUUAGUGGGUUUCGUCUAUUAUGUCACAGUAUUCAUUUUCAUAGAUGAUUGGUUGAGUUUACAGAGCUCAGCUGGUUCACUGAACGCUCUGAUCUUCACUGUGUUGGCUUUUCUCUCUGUUUUCUCUUUCUUGGUCUGUGUUCUCACCGACCCAGGUGGAGUCCCAUCUGGAUAUGUUCCUGAUAUUGAAGAUAGCGAGGUCUCAGAUCAAGAACACAACAAAAGUGGCAUACAUAUGAGAAGAUGUGACAAGUGUUCUUCAUACAAGCCUCCCAGGGCUCAUCAUUGCCGUGUAUGCAGAACGUGUGUUUUGAGGAUGGAUCAUCACUGUCUCUGGAUAAAUAAUUGUGUGGGUCAUAGAAACUAUAAGACCUUUUUCAUUCUUGUCCUAUAUGCAACUAUGGCAAGCAUAUACUCUUCGGUUAUAACUUUAAGCUGCGCCCUUCAGAAGGACUGGGAUUUCAGCAGGAGGGCUCCCCUCAAGGUCUUUUAUAUUACUUGCGGGGUAAUGAUUCUUGGUUUAAGCUUGACACUGGGGACUCUCUUUUCCUGGCAUAUUUACCUCAUUACAGUUAACAUGACAACCAUUGAGGUAAACUAUGAGUUUGUAUCAUUAAAUUUCACCAUGUUGAUGCAUAUUUCCUGUGGUUGUAAAUGAAUGAUUGGGAAUGGGCUUUUUUCACCAGUAUUAUGAAGGGAAACGGGCAGCAUGGUUGGCUAGAAAAUCUGGUCAGAGCUACCACCAUCCCUUCAAUGUCGGUGCUUACAAAAACAUUACUUUGAUAUUAGGUCCAAACAUGCUGAAAUGGGUGUGCCCUACGGCAGUGAGCCAUUUGAAAGAUGGAAUUGACUUCCCAGCUGCACGCGAUAGCUCGUAAAAUCAUCAGUCUUGGCAAUGAUAUCAGAAAAUGGUGGCAUCUCAUCUGGAUAAGCCCUGUAUAGCAAAUUCGCAAGUAUUUAUUCGUCCUUCUAUUUUCAUGGGAAAUUAUCAAGAAUCAUGGUAACGGACUGGCAGUAUCUGUCUGGAUAACAUUGGGCUUGUUCUCCGCUGCAACUAGGUAGAUGUUGCUUCACAAAGUCACACUGCAGUCUCUUACCACAACCACAUGAACUUCCCUGCAGCACCAUUCGAGGAUCUUGAUCUCUGAUACUCCCUCACAAUGCACAACUGUAGAUGAAAAUUGUACAUUCGAUCUCCAUUUGCUGAGGGUACUGAACGUGCUUAAGUUAUUGAUGUAACUGAAAUCAAUUUUUCUUCCCUGAUCUAUGAUGGGCCAUACAAAAUUUUCCUAUAAUCUUCCUAUUAGUGAUUGUGACAGCUUUUAUAUGAAACACACUACCAUAGGUAGCAUUUAGUAAGCUAAUGUUGUGCAACCAAUAUAUACUGUUACCUGUAUAUAAUUUAUUUCACUGAUAAGAAAUGAAGUAUGUCUUUG